GAAGUCAAGUGAAAACACACUGUAAGGAGUACAGCAGCAGGUCCUGUGCUCCCUGCAUGGGUGGAACCUACACUGAUCAACAAAAUGGUCUAGAACGAUGUCUUUCCUGUACAAACUGUGACUCAGGUUCAGGACUGAGGGUAAAAACACCGUGUACAUCAACAUCAGAUACAGUCUGUGAACCACUGGAGAGGUUCUACUGUGUUUCCUAUGAGAAAGACAGCUGUAGAAGAGCACAGGAACACAGACACUGUAAACCAGGACAGUACAUCAGACAGAAUGGCACAGCCUCCACAGACACUGAGUGCUCUGACUGCAGCAGUGGAACAUUUUCAAAUGGAACAUUUCACUCCUGUCAGCCACACACACAAUGUCACUCACUCAACCUUCAGCUGAUAACAGAAGGAACACUUGCAGCUGACAAUCAGUGUGGAGAAAAAAGCAAUCAUGUGACCCCGACUAUCACCGUGAUUGUCUUAAUUAUUGUAGGACUAGUUAUUAGUGUUAUUAGUAUUAUUAUGCUUAAAAAAAAGAAGGGGAUUGUAUUUAAAUCCAGAAACAGAAAGAACAGCACAUUAAGCUCUCCAAAAGGAGAACAAGCAGAACUCCAUAUGCAAAGUCAAAGAGGGAAACCGAGUGAAGAUAAAGAGAAAGAAAAUGGUCUCCUCCCCCCAGAAUAACUGGUAAAUGGACUGGUCCGUACAUGGUGCUUUUCUACCUGAGCACUAAGAGUGCUUAUACAACAACAUGCCUUAUUCACACGAGCGCUUUUUUUCCUAAGCUUAAACGUUUUCUAGCAUUCACAUUCCAGAGAAGCAGCUUGGAGUUCAGUAUCAAAAGACUUGUAGGCAUGCAGACCGGAGCAGCCGGGCUUCAAACCACCAACCUUCCACUUAGUAGAUGACCCUCCACCUCCUGUGAUACAGACACAUAAACAUGUCCUGUUCUGAUGCAGCUGGAUGCUGACACGUUGUGUUUGCAGUGGACAGAAAUCAAACAUCUGGAUCAUCAUGUCACUGCACUCACACUGAAACCUGCAGUGCUCCUGCUGACACACUCUUGGUCAUGUGACUGUACACACAGACUCACACAGAGCUCAAAGCAGGAAGUGGAACAGACUGAAAAUGGACUCAUGGGAUAUUUACUGAAUAUAAUUUAAUUGUUUAAAAUAAAUUUAAACUUAAAAAAGAUAAGUUAAAAAAAUAAUUCCAGAAGAGUGUGUGUUGGGAUCGUUUUUUAUGAUAUCUGUACAAAACUUUGAUAAUUGUAUGUAUGCAGGAGCAGCAGUAAUGACAGAUACAUCGUACAAAUCAUUUGUGUGCUGUCUUAUUGUAUAUGUACCUGAUUGUUCUGGAUACACUUUGAAGUAUUUGUGCAGAUAAUACCCGAGACUUACUUCAUUCCAUGUAAAGCUUGUAUAUAGAUUUGGUGUUUUGAAAGAUUUUGGACAUAAACAGUUUAUUCAUUAAUAAACAUGUUUGUGGUUUUCACAGUAAAAA
Messenger RNA from Maylandia zebra (zebra mbuna), 1499 nucleotides. The record is from RefSeq and is a predicted model, not a curated record. Lineage: Eukaryota; Metazoa; Chordata; Actinopteri; Cichliformes; Cichlidae.